This is a messenger RNA of Salvelinus sp. IW2-2015, 2150 nucleotides long. RefSeq names its product UTP23 small subunit processome component (gene utp23). Gene Ontology annotation, molecular function: small ribosomal subunit rRNA binding. The record is from RefSeq and is a predicted model, not a curated record. NCBI's taxonomy places the organism in Eukaryota, Metazoa, Chordata, Actinopteri, Salmoniformes, Salmonidae. Gene Ontology annotation, cellular component: nucleolus; small-subunit processome.
AGAAGAAGAAACAAAAGUCUUUCUUCUGACGUUUUUGUUUCCAGACGAACAUAUUAAGCUGUUACUCAACCAAGGAAACGUGUGUUUAUAUUUUCCAAGUAACUUGAUUUUAUUGGUUAUGAAUCCGUGUGUACUAGUAAACUGAUACUGASGAAAAUUUACAGAAUAUACGUAAUGCAAUUGCGUCCAUUUGAGUGAUAUUUGUGUGUGAUUUUUCAGUAAGUAAUCCUGUCAGACAAGCUCGUUAGCUCUUUUUAGUACAUUCUUGGGCUAGCGAACUAGUCWCAAUGACGAUCAAACGACAAAAGAAAGCCAAGAAAAACAUCAAUUUCUACAAACACAACUUCAGUUUUAGAGAGCCCUUUCAAAUUCUCAUCGACGGGACGUUUUGCCAGGCGGCUCUGAAGAAUAAGAUUCAAAUCAAAGAGCAGAUGCCGAAAUACCUCAUGGGGGAGGUGCAACUUUGUACUACAAAUUGUGCGCUGAAGGAACUUGAAUCACUGAAAGACCUCUAUGGUGCCAAACUCAUCCUGCAGCGGUAUCAGGUUAGGAACUGCAAGCAUUUCAAGAACCCCGUCUCUGCGUCAGAGUGUCUGCUCUCCAUGCUGGAAGUGACUAAUCCACACCACUACUUUGUUGCCACACAGGACCAAGAGCUGACAGCAGGCCUGAAUAAGAUCCCAGGCGUGCCUCUUAUGUAUAUCAUCUCCAACACCAUAGUGUUGGACAAGCCCAGCCAAUGCUCGGUUAACCAUGUGGAGGCUGUGGCUCUGGGAGAGAUGGUCACCCCAGCCCAGCAGCAGAGCAUCAACAGCCUGAAGGAGGUGCAGGGGAUCGGGCAGGAUGGAGAGCGCCGAGGCAAGAAGCGUAAGAGGAAAAUCUCCAAUCCCAACCCGCUCAGCUGCCUAAAGAAGAAGAAAAAACAGCCACCGACGCAGCCUCUUAAGACUGAGGGUGAGAAGAAGAAACGGAACCGUCAAAGGAAACGCAGCAAGCCAGAGGGAGGCGAGGGUCCAUCCCUCAAACCGCCCCCAAACCCCUAGUGUGGUGGGAAGAGACUUGUUUUGUCAGGGCAGUAAAAAUAGCAGCUUUUUUCCCCCACCGUUCCCAAAGGUUGAAAUUUGAACAGCUAAAUAUAAUAAAUGUACACCUCUUUUUUUWAAUAUCUUUACUAAACACAUUUGCCAGAUUAAAGGCAUUUCAUUGGAAUUCAAGAGAUCCAACUUCAAAUGUCUGGAGAACAUCUUUUGAAGAAGCACACAAUGAAUUCAGUCUUUGUAUUGCGUCACGGUUCAUGAUGUCAUGUUUCUAAAAAUGUAUCCUCAAACUAGUUUUUGACCAUCAGAAGGUAUUGAUAUUCUAAGUCAUUAUUAUAGUAAGUCCAUAGCCAUUAUACCCAGUUCGCUGGCUCAAUGAACCAUCUAUGAAAAGGAUCGUCAUUGACACGAACUGCUAACAGUAUUCAUUUUAUUAGAAAACUUACAUCAGUUGCUGGGGCUCAGGACUACAGGCAUGGCAUCAAAAAUCUGAGUAARAACACAUUUUAGCAACAGUAUCUACAAGAUGCAAGUUUACUGGCACAUAGUUUAAAAGGGAUGCACUGAAACAUUACAUCAUAWACAAUGUCAGAGGGAGUGCGUGAAUAUCAAAACAAUGCAUUUGUUGUAAAGGACGGUCCAAAAACUAUAAAUCUACUUGUCCUCUGCAGCUAUGAACCAUAAGACGAGCAAUAGCGUAUUCAAGCUAUCGAAGAAUGACCGUCGCAACGGGUCUAAACACCUAUGGAAGUUUCCAUCAAAACUUUUAGAUGAAUGAAAACCAAAUUAAAGUUUUCUAUAUACCAGAGAUUUCUUGACAUUUAGCUGCAUCAAAGUUGAAUGAAAUGUAGUUUCCUGUCACCCACUGGGCUGAGUUGUCUUGACAUUUAGAGAUUGUGAUGAAAUUGACGAUAGCUUCAAAAUAUGAUGCGAAAGAUGCAGCCUUAACUAAGUCUGAUUCUGAACAAACCAUUAACAUCUGCAUUAGAUAGUUGAUACGAGUAUUUUCAUUGUCGCAGUAUGUGACUUAAAACAAAGGUAAUUAUUCAAGAAAUACCAUAAAAAUACAAUUUCAGGAGCAAUUCAUUGGAAUAAAGUAUAUUUCAAAAUGGA